Messenger RNA from Necator americanus (New World hookworm), 315 nucleotides. RefSeq lists its product as uncharacterized. Lineage: Eukaryota; Metazoa; Nematoda; Chromadorea; Rhabditida; Ancylostomatidae. The coding region runs from base 1 to 315 and encodes 104 amino acids. The transcript has a single exon. The record is from RefSeq and is a predicted model, not a curated record.
AUGCCGCUGUGUCUCACUUUCAUCGAUUUAGAGAAAGCCUUUGAUACAGUUGAGACGGGAGCGGUCAUGGAGGCCUUGGACAACCAAGGUGUCCCUACUCCAUACAUAAAGACAUUUCGUCAGUUGUAUAGCAAUUUCACGACCAAAAGUUCCGCAUUCUACAAUAAUGUCAUGAUCUGCGUGAAGAGAGGGGUCCGUCAGGGUGACACAAUUUCACCCAAAAUAUUCAGUGUCACUCUCGAGAACGCGAUGCGAGGAUUGGAAUGGGAUGACAUGGGAAUGAAAGUUGUUCCGCUGUGUUCUCUCUGUGUUUGA